Archocentrus centrarchus (flier cichlid) is the source of this 5886-nucleotide messenger RNA. RefSeq names its product sucrase-isomaltase, intestinal-like. The coding region runs from base 222 to 5648 and encodes 1808 amino acids. Lineage: Eukaryota; Metazoa; Chordata; Actinopteri; Cichliformes; Cichlidae. The transcript is spliced from 48 exons. Gene Ontology annotation, molecular function: carbohydrate binding; alpha-1,4-glucosidase activity. The record is from RefSeq and is a predicted model, not a curated record. Gene Ontology annotation, biological process: carbohydrate metabolic process.
GAUAUUUUAACAACCUGGUCAGGAGAGUUUAGGCUGCACGUCCCACAAGCAAUAGAUGGUUAUCUGGCAGUUUAUGGCUUUUGGGUCUGCAUGAAACACGCACUUACCCAGGGGGUAAGCGCGUGCUUCAGGGGGUUGAGCCCUCGUGAUCCCUCAUCUUGUGGCUUAAAAGGGUGCUACUGCUCUUGAACACUUUACCCCUACCUGUGGAGAGAACCAAGAUGGGGAAAAGACGCCUCUCUGGCUUGGGUGUGAGCUUAAUGGACCUGUUUUUUCCGACGACUUUGACAGCAGUUAUACUUCUGUCUGCAGUCAAAGGGGAAACUCUGAAAGCAUUUGUUCCUGCGUGUCCCAACAUUCCUGUGGGUGAGAGAGUAGACUGCUUCCCCGAUGCUGGAGCUUCACAGAUGAAAUGUGAGGAGCGCGGCUGUUGUUGGAGCCCACGGGAUGAGAGUAACAUUCCUUGGUGUUUCUUCCCAACCAACCAUGGAUAUACGGUGGAAUCACAGGACGCAUCAAGCCCUCAUGUUUUGAAAGCAAACCUGAUAAGAAUGGAUUCUCCAUCUUUAUUUGGUGGGGCGAUAAAAGAAUUGUCUCUCGAGGCAGAAAUGCAGACAGACAAUCGUCUCCGAUUUAAGAUCUAUGAUCCCAACAAUAAGAGGUUCGAGGUCCCUCACGAGCACAUCAGCAGCCUCAACAAUAAGCCGUCCAGUCCCAUCAGCAGCACACUGCAGAUCACACAGAAACCCUUUGGCCUCACUGUACGCAGGAAGGAGAACCAAAAAGUUGUCUUCGACACUACAAUGGCUCCACUGGUGUUUGAAGACCAGUACCUACAGCUGUCUGCUCGGCUACCAUCUCAUAAUAUUUAUGGUCUGGGGGAGCAUGUCCACAGGCAGUAUCGCCAUGACACAAACUGGAAAACCUGGCCAAUUUUCACCAGAGAUGCUUUCCCUAAUGGGGGAACACACAACCUCUAUGGACACUAUCCCUUCUUCCUCUGUCUGGAGGAUGAGAGUGGAAAGUCAUUUGGUGUCUUUCUCAUGAACAGCAAUGCUAUGGAGGUGACACUGCAGCCUGCCCCAGCCGUGAGCUACAGGACCAUUGGAGGGGUUCUCGACUUUUACAUCGUCUUUGGUGACACGCCAGAACAAGUGGUGCAGGAGUUCCUUGAGCUCAUUGGCAGGCCUGUCAUUCCUCCCUACUGGUCACUGGGAUUCCAGCUUUCUCGGUGGAACUACACCAACCUCGAUAUAGUCAAGGAAACAGUGGAGAGGAACCGUGCUGUGGGCAUCCCAUACGAUGUCCAAUACACCGACAUAGACUACAUGGAAAAUAAGAAAGAUUUCACCUAUGACAAGGUGAACUUCACUCAGCUUCCCGAGUUUGCUGACUAUCUUCAUGAGAGGGGGCAGAAAUAUAUCCUCAUCCUGGAUCCUGCAAUAGCCACCAGCAAGAGGGUCGGGGAUGCUCCAUAUGACUCUUAUGAUCGUGGGACUGUGAAGAAUGCUUGGGUCACUGAAUCAGACGGGAAAACUUCUCUGAUAGGAGAGGUGUGGCCAGGGGAGACUGUAUUUCCAGACUACACCAACCCAAACUGCAUAGAUUGGUGGGUGGAUGAGUAUGAGCGAUUCUACAAGGAGGUCAAACACGAUGCACUUUGGAUUGACAUGAACGAGAUUGCUAAUUUCAAGCAAGGAUCAGCAAAGGGCUGUGAUGCUAACAAACUCAACUACCCUCCCUACACUCCAAAGAUCUUGGACGAGCUGAUGUACAGUAAGACUCUGUGUAUGGAUGCCAAGCAGACCUGGGGAAACCAUUAUGAUGUCCACAGUCUGUACGGCUACUCCAUGGUGCUGGCUACUGAAAAAGCUCUGCAGCGCGUGUUUGGAGAAAAACGUUCCAUGAUGCUGACGCGCUCCUCCUUUCCAGGCGUGGGAAAAUAUUCAGGUCACUGGCUGGGGGACAAUGCUGCCACUUGGAAUGACAUGAAAUGGGCUAUCCCUGGCAUGCUGGAGUUUGGGCUCUUUGGAAUACCCUAUAUUGGAGCUGACAUCUGUGGUUUCUUUGAUGACUCCCCUGAAGAGUUGUGUCGUCGCUGGAUGCAGGUGGGGGCGUUCUAUCCUUUCAGUCGGAACCACAACGCUGAAGGAUUCAAGCCUCAGGAUCCAGCUGCGUAUGGUGCCGACUCACUGCUGGUGGCAACUUCUAAACAUUACCUGACGAUACGUUACACGCUUCUGCCUUACCUCUACACACUUUUCUACAAAGCCCACACUACAGGGGAGACUGUUGUACGUCCUGUCAUGCAUGAAUUCUACUCUGAUAGUGCAACCUGGACUGUGGAUCGCCAGUUCCUCUGGGGAAAACACCUGCUAAUCACACCUGUACUGGAUCCAGGUGUGGACACGGUGCAGGCAUAUCUACCCGAUGCUUUGUGGUAUGACUAUGAGUCGAUGCAAAAAGUAUCGGUCCGCAGAAAGCAUGUUGACAUGUAUCUACCAGCUGACAAACUUGGAUUACACAUCAGAGGUGGAGCUAUCCUCCCCACACAGGAACCUGAUGUCACCACCACAUCCAGUCGGCAGAACCCCAUGGGUCUGAUCAUUGCUCCUGAUGACAACGGCAAUGCAGCUGGGGAACUUUUUUGGGAUGAUGGCGAUUCCAGAGACACAGUUAAGAAUGGGAACUACAUCCACUACAAGUUCUCUUUUACCCAGGGAACACUGAUAAUGCAGGCGGACCAUGUUGGUUACAGUGACCCACACAACCUGAAAUUUGACAACAUUACCAUCCUUGGGAUACCUGUUCCUCCCACGACCGUCACUGUAAUUCAUGUUGACGCUAGAAACUCUACUACUACGUUAGAAGGCAGCAAUAUACACCAUGAUGGAGAUAAGAAGGUGCUGUUUCUGCGUGACCUCAGACUGACCUUGGGGGAGACCUAUGUGCUGGAGUGGAAUGUGAUCCGCAUUGACUGCCAUCCAGAGGAGCAUGCGGAUCAAGCUAAGUGCGAGGCCAGAGGCUGCAUCUGGGAUCCACCCGCCACUGGAAAAGGCCCGUGGUGCAUCUAUCCACAAGACUAUGGUUACACUGUCACAUCAGUUGUGGAAACUAGCUCAGGCAUGACACUUGACAUCACUCGGAACAACAAGUAUGGAAGCAGUGGUCGUCCAGAGUCACCAGAUGUGGACACACUCCGUGUUGAGAUUCAUUAUCACAGCAGUGAAAUGCUGCAGUUCAAGAUCUCUGACCCAAAGACAAAGCGCUAUGAGGUACCAGUGGGAUUGUCACUUCCUAAAACUCCUGAGACUGAUGAGAACAAGAGGCUUUACAAGGUCGUCAUUGCCAAUGACCCAUUCGGCAUCCAGAUAAUUAGGAAAAACACGGGAACUAUAAUUUGGGAUUCAUCUGUGCCAGGUUUCACCUUCUCAGACCUUUUCAUCCAAGUGUCAACUAGACUGUCAUCUCAGUAUGUUUAUGGUUUUGGGGAAACAGAGCAUCCCACCUAUAAGCACGAUCUCAACUAUCAUACCUGGGGUAUGUUUGCCAAGGACCAGCCUCCUGGUUACAAGAUGAACUGCUAUGGAGUCCACCCCUUCUACAUGGGCCUUGAGAAUACAGCUCAUGCUCAUGGCAUGCUUUUGCUAAACAGCAAUGCAAUGGACGUGACUUUCCUGCCUGAUCCAGCGUUAACCUACCGAACUCUGGGUGGCGUCCUGGAUUUCUACAUGAUCCUGGGACCUACGCCUGAGAUGGUGGUGCAGGAGUACACUCAAUUGAUUGGACGACCUGUUCUACCUGCCUAUUGGUCUCUUGGGUUCCAACUCUGUCGAUAUGGUUAUUCCAAUGACAAGGAAAUAGCAGAUCUAUACAGAGACAUGAGGGCAGCUGGUAUACCCUAUGAUGUGCAGUAUGCAGACAUUGACUAUAUGGAGCGUCAGCUGGACUUUGUCCUGGACCGAGACUUUAAAGGACUCCCUGCCCUGGUCGACAGCAUGAGAAAAGAGGGCAUGAGGUUUAUCUUCAUCCUGGAUCCCGCCAUCGCAGGGAAUGAGACCCAGCCCUACCCAGCCUUUGAGAGAGGCAAAGCAGCAGAUAUUUACAUCAAGUGGCCCAAGCAGAUCAGUGAUGGAAUUGUGUGGGGCAAGGUCUGGCCUGAUUAUCCCAACGUCACUGUAGAUGACAGUCUGGACUGGGAUACCCAAGUAGAGCUCUUUAGGGCAUACACCGCAUUUCCAGACUACUUCCGGCCCGAAACAGCAAAAUGGUGGCAUCAAGAAAUCAAAGAUUUCUAUGAGAAAACUAUGAAGUUUGAUGGCAUUUGGAUUGACAUGAACGAGCCUGCAAGCUUUGUCCACGGUACAGUUGGAGAGAAGUGUCUUGGUGAUCCAAGACUAGAGAACCCGCCUUAUAUGCCACCCUUGGAGUCAAAGCACCUUGGCUUAAACCAUAAGACUCUGUGCAUGAACAGUGAACAGAUACUCAGUGAUGGAACAAGAGUCAGACACUAUGAUGUCCACAACCUCUACGGAUGGUCCCACACCAAGCCCACCUAUGAUGCCCUCCUAGAUGUGACAGGUAAAAGAGGAAUAGUGGUCACCAGAUCUACCUACCCCUCCAGUGGAAAAUGGGCUGGACAUUGGCUUGGAGACAACUUUUCUAGUUGGGAUCAGCUUUACAAAUCCAUUAUAGGUAUGAUGGAGUUCAGUCUGUUUGGAAUCCCUUAUACCGGAGCAGACAUAUGUGGAUUCUUUAAUAGACCUGACUAUGAGAUGUGUCUUCGCUGGAUGCAGCUGGGUGCCUUCUAUCCAUACUCACGCAACCACAAUAGCAAGGGUAACCCGAGACAAGAUCCUGUUUCUUGGGAUAAAGCAUUCGCCGAUGCAAGCCGGGAUGUAUUGAACAUCCGUUACACCCUCCUGCCCUAUCUGUACACGCUGAUGUAUGAGGCACAUACGCAAGGAACCACAGUAAUCAGACCGCUUUUGCACGAGUUUGUGGAUGACAGAACUACCUGGGAAAUCUACAAACAGUUCCUCUGGGGACCUGCCCUACUUAUCAGCCCCGCACUGGACCCGGGAGUCAGAAAUUUGACUGGCUAUCUUCCUAAUGCACGCUGGUAUGACUUCCAUACGGCCAAAGAUGCUGGAGUGCGUGGCCAAAUGAUUAAUAUGCCGACACCCUUGGACCAUAUUAACCUUCACAUCAGAGGAGGCUAUAUCUUACCCUGGCAAAAACCAGAGAACACUACAUAUUACAGUCGGAAGAAUCCUCUAGGACUGAUCGUCGCCCUGAGUGACACUGGAACAGCUGAAGGAUCGUUGUUCUGGGAUGAUGGCGAAGGAAUAGACACGGUGGAGACCAACAGAUAUAUUCUGACCUUAUUUUCAGCACAAUCGAACACCUUGUCCAGUCAGGUGGCCCAUCACGGUCUGGUUGAUGAUGAUCGGUUGAAGCUGGGUGUGGUGAGGGUUUGGGGUGCAGGCAGCACUCAGAUCACAGAGGUUACCCUAACUGUAGCUGGAGAGACACAUCAGCUAACCCCAGAGCACAACCUUGCCUCGCAGGAGCUGAUAGUAGAUGCCACUUCAAAGGGUGUUUAUGUGGAUCAGCCUUUUACCAUAACAUGGAAGACCAGGGUCUGAGUGCACUAUUUGCAUUCACUGGUAAUUAAGAUAUCUAUAAAUAAUUGUCCAUUAAUUUAAAUUAAGAUGUGAGGAAAGCUUAUUGUUUUUGAGCAUGAAAUGUGAAACAUCAAUGAGGAGCCUUUGAAACUGAGUGAAACAUUCGUUUUUACCAAUAGAACGUGCCUCUGACCCUUUAUCGAGCAAGUGGCUGUUGUUGGUUAAAAAAAAAAAAAAGCCCCAUGCAUUUCUGUCCUGG